Messenger RNA from Lates calcarifer (barramundi perch), 949 nucleotides. It is a transcript of the gene stmn1b, whose product is annotated as stathmin 1b. The coding region runs from base 153 to 593 and encodes 146 amino acids. The transcript is spliced from 5 exons. The record is from RefSeq and is a predicted model, not a curated record. Gene Ontology annotation, cellular component: neuron projection; cytoplasm. Gene Ontology annotation, molecular function: tubulin binding. Gene Ontology annotation, biological process: regulation of microtubule polymerization or depolymerization; microtubule depolymerization; neuron projection development. NCBI's taxonomy places the organism in Eukaryota, Metazoa, Chordata, Actinopteri, Centropomidae.
GUGGUGACGUUUGAUGUCAGUGGGUUUUUGCGCGAAGGUGCAGAUGCUGUUGGCGGUCUGACUCUGAAUAGAGAGGCAAGAAGAACAAGGCUGAGGUCGGCUCUUCAAACUGAAGCACUUGACGAGGUAUUAAAGGCAACAUUUCUGCUGAAAUGGCAAGCUGUGGAGACAUCCAAGUGAAGGAACUGAACAAGCGCGCUUCAGGUCAGGCGUUCGAGGUCAUCCUGAGCCCCUCAACCCCCGAUGCUAAGGGGGAAUUUCCGCUGUCCCCUCUAAAAAAAAAGGCAACAUCACUGGAUGAGAUUAAGAGGAAACUGGAAGCUGCAGAAGAGAGACGCAAGAGCCAUGAGGCUGAAGUGCUGAAACACCUCGCUGAGAAACGAGAGCACGAGAGGGAAGUCAUCCAGAAGGCCAUGGAGGAAAGCUGCAACUUUAGCAAGAUGGCGGAAGAGAAACUCAACCAAAAGAUGGAGGCAAACAAGGAGAACCGCUCUGCACGCAUGGCAGCUCUCAACGAGAAGUUCAAGGAGAAGGACAAGAAACUGGAAGAAGUGAGGAAGAACAAGGAGGCGAUGAAAGAAAGGGACAAUUAAUUUGUUUAUGACAUCUCCAAAGAUAAGCUAUAUUUUUUUAACUGACACUUCCUCGUUGUUCUUGUUGUUGUGUUAGUUUUGAUUAUGCUGUUGAAUCAAAGUUGGUUAUACUGGUUAGAUACAGUGUGGAUAUAGUCUGACCUGUCUUCACCUGUAGAUUUCUCUUUGGCAGCUGAUCACACAAUGUUUUGUGUGAACUAUAUUUUUCCAUAAGAAACCAUUUGACUGUAAUAAAUUGAUCCUUAUGCUUCAUACUGUUAAAAUGCAUUAAUACUGUUAGGAGCUGUUGAUAAUCUUGGAAGUUUGCAUUUAAUGUACGAUACCAAGGCACUGCCAUUAAAGUUUUGUAUCUACAA